AUGGCCUCGUCGGCUUCGCUGGAGACGGUCAUGCCUUCCGCCUGCAUCCGGACCGGAGCCGCCAACCCCGCCAAGAGCCUGGCCUUCUCCAUCGAGCGGAUCAUGGCCAAGGGCUCGGAACCCCACCACAAACCAGCCGCUGCCGCCGCCUUCGAGGCGAGGCCGAGCGAGUCUCCCGCCAAGAAGCUGCUAAGCCUCUGCUCGCCCCUGCCCGGCGUGAUCCCGGUCCAGCCGCUGCCCGCCUACGAGGUGCCCUCCAAGGCGCUCCUCAACUACUCGGAGCUCUGGAAAGGGAGCUUGCGGCACUGCGGCGCGGCGAAACUCUUCCUGUUGGAAAAUGCCAAGCUGGCCGCCUUGGCCCCGCCGGAGAAGUUUCCCAACCCCCAGUACCCCCACAAGGAGCGCCUCCCGGGGCAGCUGGACCAGGUGAUGAAGGAGAACUCCAGCCUGGCCGGCGACAGGCCCAGCGGGAAAGCCCACCACGCCAAGCUGGGCGGCGGGUCAGGAGCGGGAGGCGGCGGAGGCGGCACCUCGGCCGACGGAAAGCCCAAAAACUUCACCUGCGAAGUGUGCGGCAAGGUGUUCAACGCCCAUUAUAACCUAACCCGGCACAUGCCUGUUCACACCGGAGCCAGGCCCUUCGUGUGCAAAGUUUGUGGGAAAGGCUUCCGCCAGGCCAGCACGCUCUGUAGGCAUAAAAUCAUCCAUACGCAGGAAAAACCCCACAAGUGUAAUCAAUGUGGGAAAGCCUUCAAUAGGAGUUCCACGUUAAACACUCACAUUAGGAUCCAUGCCGGGUACAAGCCAUUCGUGUGUGAAUUUUGUGGCAAAGGAUUUCAUCAAAAAGGGAACUACAAAAACCACAAGCUGACCCACAGCGGCGAGAAGCAGUACAAGUGCAGCGUCUGCAGCAAAGCCUUCCACCAGAUUUACAACUUAACCUUCCACAUGCACACGCACAACGACAAGAAGCCAUUCACGUGCCUCACCUGCGGCAAAGGCUUCUGCCGGAACUUUGAUUUAAAGAAGCACGUGCGGAAGCUGCACGACCCGGCCGCCGCCGCCGCCGUGGUGCCUUCUGCCAAAGAGCUCUCUAGGACCGGACCAAGCUAA
This is a messenger RNA of Python bivittatus (Burmese python), 1113 nucleotides long. Lineage: Eukaryota; Metazoa; Chordata; Lepidosauria; Squamata; Pythonidae. The record is from RefSeq and is a predicted model, not a curated record.